Molecule: messenger RNA, 1485 nt
Organism: Moneuplotes crassus
Lineage: Eukaryota; Ciliophora; Spirotrichea; Euplotida; Euplotidae
Source: the annotation of a GenBank genome assembly
AAUAAAAGAUAAUAUGGAGCCAUCUGAAGAAAUAAAGAUUAGCCAAGACAUCUUUGUGGGAAAGAAGAUCGGAAAGAUCAGGGACCACUACAGAAUUGGAAAGGUGUUGGGAUCAGGUGCUUUCGGAGAAGUUCGUUUGUGCUUGCAUAAGGAAUCUCAAAUUCAGAGGGCAGUUAAAGUAUUAAGGAAGAAUCUUUUAGACGAGAAGGAGAUGGAAAUGCUCAAGAAUGAGAUUAGUAUACUAAAGGAAAUGGAUCAUCCUAAUAUUGUUAAAAUGUAUGAGUUCCUCGAGGAUGAAAAGAGAAUUUAUAUUGUAACAGAGAUCUGCAAAGGUGGUGAACUAUUUGAUGAAAUUCUUAGAGCAUCCAAGUUCACUGAAGCCCAAGCCCAGGUCGUCAUGAGAUGACUGCUCUCAGCUAUCAACUACUGCCACAAGAAGAGCAUCGUCCACAGAGAUCUCAAGCCUGAGAACAUGCUGCUCGAGCAAGACAAAGACUUGGAGAAACUCAAGAUUGUUGAUUUCGGAACCUCCAUGACUUUCGAUCCAGAUAAUGUAUUGAACGAGAAGCUCGGAACAGCUUACUACAUUGCCCCUGAAGUCAUCCACAAGAAGUACAACGAAAAAUGUGAUCUGUGGUCAUGAGGUGUCAUCAUGUACAUUCUGUUGUCCGGAGAGCCUCCAUUUAAUGACCCUGCCGCAGACAACGAAGCAAUCAUGAAGAAAGUGGAGCAAGGCAAGUACGACCUCAAGAAAGGAGUCUGGGGUAGCAUCUCCAAAGACGCCAAAGACCUCGUCAAGAAGCUGCUUACUUUCGAGCCAGAUGACAGGAUUUCAGCAGAAGAGGCGCUGCUGCAUCCCUGGAUACAGGCUACCAAGAUCGAAGUAGACGCUGAUGCCGCCAGCAAUGCUCUGGGAAACCUCAACACUUUCAGGUCUGGCCAGAAGCUCAAGGUGGCUGCUGCAUCUUACAUCGGAUCUCAGUUGAUUUCGAAGAGCGAGAAAGAAAAGCUUGGAUCUGUUUUCAAGAAGCUCGACAAGAACGGAGAUGGAAAGCUCUCCAGAGAAGAAAUACUCGAAGGCUACGAAACCCACUUUGGAAGACUCCUCAACGAAGACGAACUUGACCAGCUGUUCAACGACGUCGACACUGACAAGAGUGGAUUCAUCGACUACUCCGAGUUCAUUGUGGCUUCGAUGAGUUCGAAGAAGAACAUGUCUGAAGAGAAGCUGACAGCAGCCUUCAAGAUGUUCGACGCUGAUGGAAGCGGAACCAUUUCAAAGGAAGAACUGAAGGCAGUGCUGAGUUCAUCCCACCAGAUCGGCGACGAGACCAUUGAGCACAUCCUGACUGAAGUCGACAAGGACGCAAGCGGAGAAAUCGAAUUCGACGAGUUCGCAGAACUUAUGGGAAGGCUGGACUUAAAUAAGUAGCGGAGCAAGCAGGGAUAUAGCUGGAACAUAUAUUAGCGUCAAAUAAACAAUUC